CUGACAGGAGCUGGAAGAUGGCGGCUUACCUACAGUGGAGGCGCUUUGUAUUUUUUGACAAAGAGCCGGUGCGGGAGGAUGGGAAACCUCUAAAUAUGCCUGGGGGGUUGACUGUGUGUGACUCCGGCCGGGGGAGCCUGAUUUUCGGCGAUAUGUCAGGUCAGAUUUGGUUCUUGCCUCGGUCCCUCCAGCUUACCUGUUUCCAGGCCUACAAACUUCGUGUCACUCAUCUUCACCAGCUUAAACAACACAACAUCCUGGUGUCUGUGGGAGAGGACGAGAAAGGAAUUAAUCCUUUGGUAAAGGUGUGGAACCUGGACAAGCGAGAUGGUGGUAACCCACUCUGCACUCGCAUCUUCCCAGCAAUUCCUGGUAACAAACCUACUGUGGUGUCCUGCAUUACCGUCCAUGAGAAUCUAAACUUUAUGGCUAUUGGUUUUACAGAUGGUAGCAUUGUUUUGACCAAGGGUGACAUAACACGUGACAGACAUAGCAAGACCCAGAUCCUUCAGGAGAGCAGCUACCCUGUAACAGGAAUGGCUUUCAGGCAAACAGGCAAAACCACUCACUUGUUUGUUGUCACAACUGAGAGUGUACGGUCAUAUGAGCUGUCCCAAAAGGAUUACCCGUAUACAGAUCUGGAUAUCCAUGGCUGCAGCUUGCGCUGUUCAACCCUGACUGACCCGUCGCAAGACCUGCAGUUUGUUGUGGCUGGGGAUGAGUGUGUAUAUCUUUACCAGCCAGAUGAGAGGGGCCCCUGUUUUGCUUUUGAGGGACAGAAGCUAAUUGUACAUUGGUAUCGCGGUUACCUGAUCAUUGUGGCACGGGACAGAUCAGAGCUAGCGGGACGUGGAGGGGACACCCAGGAGGUGGACAGACAGACGCUAACCAUAUAUGACAUGGGGAACAAGCUGAUAGCAUACAGCUGUGUUCUGACUGAAGUUGUGGACGUGCUGGCAGAGUGGGGCUCCCUGUAUGUGCUGACACGAGAUGGGCUUAUUCACGCCUUACAUGAGAAGGACACUCAGACCAAGCUGGAGAUGCUGUUUAAGAAGAAUUUCUAUGUUAUAGCCAUUUCUUUGGCUAAGGGUCAGCAUUUGGACAGUCAUGGCCUUUCUGAAAUCUUUCGCCAGUAUGGCGAUCACCUCUAUAACAAGGGAGACCAUGAUGGCGCAAUUCAACAGUAUAUCAGGACAAUUGGGAAGCUGGAGCCAUCCUAUGUCAUCCGUAAGUUUCUGGAUGCACAAAGAAUACACAAUCUGACAGCGUAUCUCCAGGCUUUGCACCUUCAGUCUCUGGCCAAUGCCGACCACACAACACUUCUUUUGAACUGCUACACCAAGUUGAAGGAUAGUGCCCGUCUGGAGGAAUUUAUUAAGGCCAGUGAGGGGGAAGUACACUUUGAUGUGGAGAUUGCUAUCAAAGUUCUGCGGCAGGCUGGGUACCACUCACAUGCCCUGUACCUGGCUGAGAAGCAUGCACACCACGAGUGGUACCUGAAGAUCCAACUCGAGGACAUCAAGAAUUUCCAAGAAGCUCUGCAGUACAUUGGACGCCUCCCCUUUGCUCAGGCUGAGAGCAACAUGAAACGCUAUGGGAAAACUCUCAUGUGUCAUGUCCCUAAUGAGACAACCCAACUUCUCAAUGACCAUUGCACCAGCUUUCCCCAACAAGGGGAGACCAGUAGGUCGAAUCCUGAGGAAUUCAUUCCAAUAUUCGCCAACAACCCCAGUGAGUUGAAGACCUUUUUGGAGCACAUGAUCAGAGUUCAGAGUGACUCUCCGCAGGGUGUAUAUGACACUUUGCUUGAGCUCCGACUACAGAACUGGGCACAUGAGGAAGACCCAAAGGUGAAGAAGCAGUUGCAUGACGACGCAAUCUCUCUGCUGAAGAGCGGACGCUUUAAGAAUGUGUUCGAUAAAGCCCUAGUUCUUUGCCAGAUGCACAACUUCCAGAAUGGGGUGCUCUAUCUGUACGAACAGGGCAAACUUUUUCAGCAGAUCAUGCACUACCAUAUGCAAAAUGAUCAGUAUCAGAAGGUGAUAGAAGCCUGUGAGCGAUUUGGGGAGCAAGAAGGCUGCCUGUGGGAGCAAGCGCUCAGUUACUUCGCACGCAGAGAGGAGGACUGUAAAGAGCAUAUUGCCACUGUUCUGGGGCACAUCGAGAGCAGGAAUCUCAUGCCCCCACUGCUUGUUGUCCAGACUUUGGCUCAUAACUCAACUGCUACACUAUCAGUGAUUCGAGAAUACCUCAUCAGCAAGAUGCAGAAACUGAGCCAGCAGGCAGAGGAGGAUGAGCAGAAGGUGCAACACUACAGAGAGGAGACGGCUCGCAUCCGACAGGAGAUACAAGAGCUCCGCACAAGCCCCAAGAUCUUCCAGAAGACCAAAUGUAGCAUCUGUAGCAGUGCUCUGGAACUGCCAUCUGUGCACUUCUUAUGUGGACACUCUUUCCACCAACACUGCUUUGAAAGCUAUGCAGAGAGCGAUUCGGAUUGCCCCACCUGCUUGCCUGAAAACCGAAAGGUUCUAGACAUGAUUCGUGCCCAGGAGGAGAGGAGGGACCUCUAUGAUCAUUUCCAGCACCAGCUAAAGCACUCCAGUGAUGGAUUCAGCGUGGUCGCAGACUACUUUGGCCGUGGUGUCUUCAACAAACUGACAUUGAUCACUGAUGGACCCUCUGGUAGAAUGGGAGCUGUGAAGGAGGCUGGAUUGCAGCGAGAUCUUCUCAUUAAUACCAAGAGGAAUGUUUAAUCUUAAGAGUGAGAUCUUUUGUGCAUAUAAAGAAUUUGACUUAAGGCCAAGCUGUGGCAACCUAAUGUGCUUUAUAAGCAAAGCUUAGAGUUCUUGUAAAGUAACAAAGACUUGAUAGAUACCGAGUAAUAAAAGGAACUAAAUCUGAUUACUCUUGUCAUGGACAAAAUGUGAACAGAAGAAGGGUCUCUCUGAAUUAGACUGUAGCAUCUUAUAUGUAAGAUAAGAAGACUGAUGCUGAGUUCUACAGGAUUCUGCUUUACUAUUAAAUGAUACCUAACAAAGACAUUGUGAUCGUAUCUUCCCAACAAUAUCUUGCAAGCCACAAUUCUUUUUCCAGUCUUAGAGUAUACUAGAUUUACAUGUCACUGCAUUUGUCACUUUGCUUGUCAUUGAUAAUGCCUAAUUCACAAAUUUACCAUGUCCCUAGUUUUGGUCUUGUUAUCCCCAUUUGGACUGACCUUUUAACUUAUUAAACCUGUUCAUAUCAUUAGGUCAAUAUGCUCCAGUGGGACUGACCAUUUAACCUACUAAGGGUCUGAUAAUCAAACACUUGUUGGCAUGGAGAGAAAUCUUGCCAAAUCUUUGGAGACUUUACUGAGCUAUUUUGCAAUGUAGUUGUCUCUCCUUCACAUCAAGAAAAAAAAUUGCCUUUUUAAAAGUCUUUGAGGGUCCUCAAGUAUUGAUGAGACGUCCAUUUCAUCAGAACAGAGAGGUUUAGAUUAUCAGUACAUCUGAUACUAUUGGUGGAUUUUUUUAUUUCUAUUUUAUGUCAACCUUACAGAUUAACUUUAUAUUACAAUCCCAUACUCUUCAAUAUACCUUUAAUGGGUUCAAGUAUAUUGCAAAAUGGACUCUCCAUGCCAUUGGAAAGAAUAUAAUUAAUUUUAUUUCUUUCCAAUGGCAUGGAGAGUCCACGAAUCCUUUGUAAUUACUAGUAGGAAUUCAACUCCUGGCCACCAGGAGGAGGCAAAGAACACCCCAGCAAAACUGUUAAGUAUCACUCCCACUUCCCAUAAACCCCCAGUUAUUCUUUGCCUGUGUACAUUGUAGGAGUUGUGCGAAGAUGGUGUCUGAGGAAAAUCAAGUUGUAAUACUUUAUUGGGUACUUUUCCAUGCAAGCAAGGAUUGGAGCAAUGCUGCGUCCAUGUAAUUUUUUUUUAGCAAGAGUAAUGGUGGCUAUAAGCUGUUGGAGGUCGGGGAGGUAGUCCUUAUUUAACUCCAACAAUUUAGGCUAACCCCUCUAUAGAAAACCAGGGUUGGUUACUCUGUUUUUCUUGUAUCUUCACGCCCCUGUCAGUGGUCGGAUGAGGCUAACAGACCUUGAGCUGCUGUGACUGCUCCACAGCAGAGGACCCUGAAGGGUAAGUCCUUUAUUAUUUACCUCAUAAAAGACAGGAAAAUAUCACUGAGGAAGGACUGGGAUGCUAUCAGGGACCUGCUACCCUCAGGAGGGGUUUGUUUUUUAUGUCAUAUAUAUCCUCAUGUUCUGGGAUAUUUUGCGGUUGGAGCAGCUUCUUGGCCUUUAGCCAGAUACAGGAACCUUGCCGCUUUCUUAUCCUGGUUGUAUUUGAUAUAGACCAGGUCAGUCCUGACAGAUAUUAAAUGGGGGUCAGGUUUUUUAACUUAUUUGAGCCCUGACCGUGGCUUUCUCAGCAGCGCAAGGUCGCGCGCUUCUAGCCGCCCUUUUUUCUCAAAUUCUGAGGUUAUCCAGGAUGGAUUUUUUUUUCUCUGACUAGUGCCUUUCAGUAAGGGGUUCUAGGUGGCAUUUUUACUACUGUGUGAGUAGUACGAGGCUCUCUACUAACUUUGUUUCAAGCCCCUCAUAGCUAAUGAUGGUUUGCCUUUACGAGCCACGCUUUGGGGCGAUACCUCUCACGAGCCUGUAGCUACAUAAAGGGAGAUUACUUUUGGCUCUUUUUCUAACGGGGAUUGGUUGUAAACCUUUGGGCUUGUGUCACCUGCUUUUAUGGGGUUCAUUUACAGACCUAGUCAGCAGCGUGUCUCCUGAGUAUUAGACUAUGCUGUGGCAGGUCGCUCAAGCCGCCCCUCUUAAUUUUAUUGGGGCUUCUACUUUGCUUCCUAGAGUCCGAUGUAGGUAGCUAGCGCUCUUAUUUCUUUAGUAUACUCUCAGACAACAUAUGAUCCUGGCAAAUAGGAGACUAACGGGUUGAUGGGCGAAGCAAGGCCUGGGACUUUUUUAGUGUUGACAGUUUGCCACUGCUCGCUGGGCGCCUAGUUGUCUUGCGGUGUUUACUGGGUUAACCCCUUUUCCACCGCGAGACUGUUUUGUUGGCGCAUUUGUCUCUGUAAUGGCGUCUCCUGUUGCGAGCGCAUACAGAGUUUUCUCUGUCUAGUUAUCAACACAGUUUCUACUAGUUAGUUUAACUAGUUAGGCGUGAGGCUCCCUUAUGGUUCCGGGUUAUACAUAUAAGGAUUGUGGUUUAUUAUAUUCCUGGGAGUCAUGGGGACUGAAGUAGCGCUUUCCUUUAUUAGUAUGCUCAGGAGGAGUCGGUACAUUACUGCUUUUUUAGCAUAGUGCAUAUUAUAGAUUGACUAUUUAUGUACUUUACUUUCCCAGGUUGUCUCAGAGCACAGUGGUUCUUUAAUGAUUAUAAUUUCAAUUAUACUGUGAUCUCUCUAUGGGACAUUGUCAUAGCCAUGGGGUAUAUGUAUUCUCAUACCCCGCUAUUAUUUCUUAAAGUUGUAGCUCUGUGUUACACUUUUUAAAGGGAUUGUUUUUAGCCUUAUAAAGUUUGGACUUUUCUUAUAUGUGAAUGAUUAUCUCUUGGAAAAUUUGCAGAGAUUUCUAGUUACCAUUCUUUACUAUUGUUUUAUGGUAUUUCUGGGGACUUCUCUAUAUUGGUGUUUACUGCCAUCUUGUGGCAGUUCAGUGCUGAUAUUCCUUAUCUAAUUUACAUCAGUUAUCUGAUGUUUUUCAUCUUCCGUGAGGAGGUAUUUUGUGUGGGAAGGAUUUCCCUUCUUUUGGAUGGCAUCUCUUUGUUUUCUCUGUGGGACAUAAUGUCUUUUGAGAUAUGCAAUUUAGCAUUUUCUGUAUUCUAACCUCUUAUGUAUGGGACUCAUGUUAAGUUAUUUGAGCUAUGAUUCUUUAUUUCUUGGCUCUCCCAGGUUGUAAAACCUUGUUCUGCAUGGUUUAGAAGUCCUCUCCAAAGUGACAGUUUAGCUUCCCCAGAGCAGUCUUUUUUUUUUUUUUUGAAACAGGAAAUUUCUAUUCUCCCUUUAGUUCAGGAGGGUAAGUUCAUUAACUCCAUUGUCCUCUAGGACGUGUAUCUUCAUGUUCCUAUUCUCAAGGAACAUUUCCAAUUCCUGCAGUUUGCCUCUUUGGACAACCUCUUCCAAUUGGACUGCCCUUCAAAUCUUUUUCAAAGGUUCUAGGGGUUCUUCUGACAGUGGCCAGAUCUCUAAGCCUGCUGCCACACUGCCCUGAAAGCACACAAUCCGUUUGCUCUCUGAAGUUAAAGGGACAGUCAAAACAAACUUUCAUUAUUCACAUAGGGCAUGUAAUUUUAAACAAUUUUCCAAUUUACUUCUAUCACCAAUUUUGCUUUGUUCUCUUGGUAUUCUUAGUUAAAAUCUAAACCUAGGAGGUUCAUAUGCUAAUUUCUAAGUCCUUGAUGGCCGCCUCUUAUUUCAGGGCAUUUUGACAGUUUUCACCAGUAGAGGCUGUUAGUUCAUGCGUUUCAUAUAGAUGACACUGUGCUCACGCACGUGGAGUUCCUGUGAGCCAGCACUGAUUGGCUAAAAUGCAAGUCUGUCAAAAGAGAUGAAAUAAGGGGCAGUUUGUAGAGGCUUAUGUACAAGAUAAUCACAGAGGUAAAAAGUGUAUUAAUAUAACUGUGUUGGUUAUGCAAAACUAGGGAACAUGUAAUAAAGGGAUUAUCUAUCUUUUAAAACCAUAAAUAUUCUGGUGUAGACUGUCCCUUUAACCAGUGCCAGGCCGGGUCAGAUCCUGGAUGGGAGACCAGCUGGGAACACAGGGUGUGGUAUGCCUUAUGACCCGGAGAGGAACAAUUUCUUUUCAGGCGCCUUCUUUUCAUUUAACAAGAUCCCAUUCGGAUUCUCUGUUGUUCAUUCUCCUCUCUCACAGGUGCAACGUGAAUCUGGAAAAGAGUUUCUUAGUACCAAAUACCAGGGGAUGUUUUUUGGGAAUGAUCAUAGACUCGAUCUCCAUGUAGAUUUUCUUGAAAGAGGUCAGAAAAUCCAAGCUUCUUGCUGCUGGUCUUUCCCUUCACUCCUCUUUCCGUACAUCAGUGGCUCUGUGUAUAGAAGUAAUUGGUAAUAGUAGCUUCCAUGGACAUUAUUCCUUUUGCUCGUUUCCAUCUGUGACCUUUACAGUUAUGCUUGCUCAGACUCUCGGAACUCUCUGAGGAUAGACUUAGACAUCCAGACGAGAUUCCCUGUCCUGGUGGAUCUCAGGACCUUCUGUCCCAGGGCACAUGCUUUCUGAGACCAUCAUAGGAGUUGUGCCUACGGACGCCAGCCUUCGGGCUGGGGUGCACUUUGGGGUACCUUAAGAGAUCUGGGAAUUUGGACUCAGGAGGAGUCUGUCCUCCCAAUAAAUAUCCCAGGGUUAAGAGCAUUCUUCUUUGCUCUGAUAGCAGGGCCUCAUUUGAGUUUGGUCCUUUUUUUCAGUUUUCAAUCUGUCAUCAUUCUUCGGUGGCGUAUAUCAACCAGCAGGCAGGAAUUAGAGUAGCCUUGAUGGAGGUGAUUUGCGUUCUUUAAUAGGCUCACAAUAGUCACAUUUCUACCUUCCUCAUCUCAGGGGUGGUCACCUGGGAAGAAGAUUAUCUGUGUAGUCAAACCUUUCAUCAAGGAAAGUGGGCCCUGUAUCUGGAAAUAUUCUCAAUGAUAACUCUCAUAUGGAGAGUUCUGGAGUUGGAUCUUAUGGCGCCUCGUCUAAACGCCAACUUCCAAAAUAUGGACAUAGAUAAGGGGCUUCGUCAACAGCUCUGGUCGACACUCUGGUGGUUCCAUGGGACUUCGGUCUCAUUUUCCUGUUUCCUCCGUUUGCCCUCCUUCCUCGGGUGCUAGACCGUAUCAUCAGGAGCGGCUUCGGUGAUACUAGUUGCUCCAGUUUGGCCUAACAGAAUUGAUUUGCAGAUCUGGUCAGAUGUCGUUCUUUCCCCUGUGGAAAUGACCUCUGAGGAAGGACCUUCUACUUCAAUGUCCUUUUCUACAUCCAAACCUAGAUUCUCUGAAGCUGUCUGCUUGGAGAUUGAACACCCAGUCUUGUCUAGACGAUGUUUUUCAGAUAAGGUGAUUGAUACUAUGAUUCAGGCUCGUAAGGCGGUAACUCGCAAGAUUUACCAUAAAGUAUGGCGUACAUGCUUUUUCUAGUGCGAAUCUAGGGGUUUCUCUUGGAGUCAAGUGAGGGUUUCUUGCAUUCUGUCCUUUUUUCAGGAGGGCCUGGAGAAGAGCUUAUCAGUAAGUACUCUGAAUGGCCAGAUCUCUGCCUUUUAAAUUAUUUUGCAUUAACGUCUGGCUGACUUACCAGAUGUUCAGGCCUUAGUCAGAAUCAGGCCUGUGUUUAUGUCUGUUGCUCCUCUUUGGAGCCUUAAUCUUGUCCUUAGAGAUCUGCAGCAGGCUCCGUUUGAGCCUAUGCACUCUGUUGAUAUUAGUUUGUUGGAAGGUUUUGUUCUUGCUAUUUCUUUUGCUUGUAGGGUCUCAGAGCUUCUGGCUCUGCAAUGCAACCCCCCCCCCCCCCCUUACCUUAUUUUUUCAUCCGGAUAUUUUUUCAUCCGGAAAUUGGGAUUUCUUCCUAAGGUGGUUUUGGACCGCAAUAUCAGUCAGGAAAUUGACGUUCCUUCCUUCUGUCCUAAUCCUUCUCAUAAGGAACGACUCUUGCAUAACCUGGAUGUUUUGCGUGCUUGGAAGUUCUAUCUGCAGGCAACUAGAGAUUUUUGUAAAUCUACUGCCCUUUUUGUUGUCUUUUCUGGUAAACAUAAGGGCCAGAAGGCCACUUCCUCUACUCUUUCUUUUUGGUUGAGAAGUGUUUUUCGGUUGGCUUAUGAGACAGUUGGACAACAGCCUCCUGAGAGGAUUACUGUUCAUUCCACUAGGGCUGUCUCUUCUUCCUGGGCCUUUCAAAAUGAGGCUUUUGUGGAACAAAUCUGCAAGACGUCCACUUGGUCCUCGUUGCAUACUUUUUACAAAUUCUACAAAUUCAAUGUUUUUGCCUCAGCUGAGGUUUCUUUUGGGAGGAAAGUUCUUCAAGCGGUGGUGCCUUCUGUUUAGGUCCGCCUGUAUUGUUCUCCCUCCCUUCCAUUCUGUGUCCUCUAGCUUGGGUAUUGGUUCCCACUAGUAAUUAGAAUGGAUUUGUGGACUUUCCAUGCCAUUGGAAUGUAAAAAAAAAAUUAUGCUUACCUGAUAAAUUCUUUUCUUUCCUGGCAUGGAGAGUCUGUGACCCGCUCUUAUUUAAAUUUUGAAAUGGCUUUUUGUCUUUCUAAACUUCAGGCACCUCUUUACUCUUUGUGUCCUCUUCUCUUUCCGUAUUCCCUCGGCUGAAUGACUGGGGGUUUAUGGGAAGUGGAAGUCAUAGUUAACAUCUUUGCUGGGGUGUUCUUUGCCUCCUCCUGUUGGCCAGGAGUUGAAUUCCUACUAUUAGAAUGGGUUUGUGGACUCUCCAUGCCAGGAAAGAAAAGAAUUUAUCAGGUAAGCAUACAUUUUGGGUUUUUUCUCCCCUUUUCUUGUAAUUUAACUAUGAAAAUGUAUGAUUUUCUAAAUUAAGUAAUGGGUGCUACCAUGUUUGUCCCUUAUCUGUUUCCCUCUCUGAAGACAAUUAUGUUAAGAUUACUACAGCUUUUACUGUAUCUUUGCACUAACCUUGUCUCAUAAUUAUAUGUUAGAAUUGCUGCAGCUUUAAGCUCAGCUCACCACACCCUCUGGAUGUGUCUGGGUCUCUGUGACAUCAUCAGAAGCCAUGUUAGUUUUACUAAUGAACCUGUUAGUGAAUAAGCCAUGUGGUUGUAGCUGAAUAAAAGUUAUCUAAAGUU
Molecule: messenger RNA, 9766 nt
Organism: Bombina bombina (fire-bellied toad)
Lineage: Eukaryota; Metazoa; Chordata; Amphibia; Anura; Bombinatoridae
Gene: VPS11
Product: VPS11 core subunit of CORVET and HOPS complexes
Exons: 16
Coding region: 18-2753 (911 amino acids)
Biological process (GO): intracellular protein transport; organelle fusion; endosome organization
Cellular component (GO): endosome; HOPS complex
Molecular function (GO): protein-macromolecule adaptor activity; protein binding
Source: RefSeq, a predicted model, not a curated record